Messenger RNA from Miniopterus natalensis, 9619 nucleotides. RefSeq names its product cilia and flagella associated protein 54 (gene CFAP54). Gene Ontology annotation, biological process: cilium assembly. NCBI's taxonomy places the organism in Eukaryota, Metazoa, Chordata, Mammalia, Chiroptera, Miniopteridae. The record is from RefSeq and is a predicted model, not a curated record.
AUGGCGGCGCACCGCUCCUCCAGGACCUCGGACGCGUCUUUGUCGUUGGGCGCUCAGGCAGGCCCGCCCCUGCUCCUCACCUCCACCACCGUCUCCAAGUCGACCCUGGAGUCGAAGGCGAGCUCUCUGAACUCGCUGCCUCGCUCCACCUGCGGCGAAGACUCGCUGCCCCUCGCCGUGUUUUAUGGGCCGCUGGACGCUAGAAACCCGCUGCUGGCCUCCUGCGAGAAGGAGAUACAGGAGCUGCUGGGCUUCAUGAAGAGAAAGAAGGCCGUGGCGACCACGGAGGAGCUCAAGCACGAGCUCCGCCGGCGAGGUGCCGUGGCUUUGUUUAAUAUCUGGACCAAAUACGCACACCGACUGCCAGCUGACUAUUACGAUGAAAAGCUUCUGAAGGUUGGAGACAGCCUUUGUGAAAUGAAAGAAUAUAAAUUGGCCCUUUUGCAGUGUUACGGAAGAUAUCUUCAGCAGUUCAAUAUCAACUUUGAUGAGAAUAAAGUAGAUAUACAUCAAUUCAAAACUGUCUUUUUUCCAAAAGGCAUUGGAGACAAAACCGCUGCACACACAUUUCAUGCUUUAAAUGGCAAAAAUAUUUGCAGCUACCAGCUGGUCUGUAACAGUGACAUGAACCUGCAGAAUAAAGAAUCUGUGCUCCAGUGUCUGCAGAUUUUGUCCUCCUUACGGCUCAUCAUGCAGGUGGCGUUGCCACAGGAGGACCUUUGCUGGAUUAUCUUCAAUGGUACCGUUUACAUUUACACCAUUUGCAGAAAACUGAUGAUUAUAGGCCAGUCUUCCAAGGCCUUGGAAUAUCUCCUGUGGGCCAGUACGUGCAUGGAAUCCUCAGUCCCACUCCUGUCUGUCAGGUACCUGACGUGGAGAGCCACUCUUUACACUGCUGUCUGCCAGUGCUACUAUGACUGCCAGGCUUGUAUCCAUGGGGAGAUAUUCGCUCGGCGUGCUUUAGCUAAAAUUGAUGAAUUAAGGCAACUGGAAUUAAUGGGUUCCUCACAAUCGCCAGAAGCAUCCAGAAGAUACUACAGGGAGGCCACGAUAAAGAUGGCAGUGAUGAUCUUCAGAAGAGGGGUGUUUGAAUCCAGAAGAAAAACCAAGAGUUCCUUUAGACCAAAGAUAAGAACUAACCUAAAGGAAGUACAAACUUUGCCAUGGCCACGUACCACCACAGAACGGCUAUUGGAUGAGAUGUUUGAUAGCACUGCAUCCCGGUUUCUGGCUGUCUUGGAAGCUCUUUCUGAUUCAAAUAGGCGAACACUGCAAACUGGACCGAUUGUUACAGAAGAACUAGAAAUUCGUGAUGUUGUCUCAGAACUGUUUAUAGCGGGAAGAGAACUUUUAAUAAUGUCAAAUACUGGUACAGAGGGAAUGCUUGGUUUUCCAAAAACAUCUCUUCUGAAACUUAUUAUAGAAAGAAAAAAUGUUAUUUCUCUGGAUGCUGCUGUGAAAUUUAUAAAAUUAGCUUUUACCUACGAGGAAUGGUGUUUAUUUGUAUCUGCAGCUGGACACCUUAUUGAUUUUCUCCAGACACAGGAUGAUCCAGAGUCAAAGAAAGCAGAGAAGGAUUUAACUCUUCUUAUUGCAAUGGAACCGCUAAUCAACAUAAAGAGGAACAAAGGUUUGAUCUUUCCUUUGGAAAUCUACAAAGAAGGACAGUCAGCUUUUUACCUUAAAAAAAAUGUUUUUCACGAUACUUGUAUGAAGACUUAUGGAUAUUCAGAAGAUCUUUUCAGUUUAGCAACAACCUUGUAUUCCUGUGUCUGCACCUUUUCCCAGAAUGUUCAGCCUGAUAAAGAAAUCGUGGUGGACAUGAUAAUGUUCUUAUGGCAGAAAUGCAAAUUAGGAAUUCAGCGGCUCAGUAUAUCCAGAAAUGACUAUGCAAAAUUCGCCCAGAAAAUCAGUACUAACAAAUGGAUUUAUCUUCUGUGGCAGAUAAACGAAGUAAUUCACAGCUAUAAAAUGGAAGACAUUGAUGUCGUGGUGGUGGCAGAGGUCACGUUACGAUUAAGUGAAAUAUUGGAGGCUUUAGGAAACCCAACUAGAACAUUUAAAAAAUCUCUAGAGAUAUCUGUAAGCAAAGGGACUAGUGAAUUGCUUGGGACUUCGAAGGAGGGCACAGAAAUUCUUCCAAUAUUAAAGAAAACACCCUUGGAACAGUUAUUUUUGGCUUAUGAACUUCUUGACAAAGCAAUUGGUGCAAUAAAUUUCAAUUGCAUGUUAACUACUUUGCCAAAUGGAUUAUCAGUGUUUGACCAUUACUAUACCAAGUACACCGAUGAUGUAGCUGGAGACAUUUCCAAACCAGUCACAACAAAUAGUUUCAUGAUGGAUUUGCAUCUUGAACUAAUUCAAGCUCAGCACCAAAUAGCUGUUGUGCUUCUUGACCAGUUGCAAGUUUUGCAGACUCUGACCGUUAGCAAAAAUACAUCUUCCAAAAGUCCAGAAAAGCUAAAGCAACCUGGAAGCACUGAUUGUUUUACAGAAGUAAGUGUCAUGAACAAAAUAGGGAAGAACAAGUUGUCCAAAGCACUUUUCUUGAUGCGGAAGGCUCUUCUGAUAUUUGAGAAGGACACAGCCUCUACAUCCUCACAUGACUUUUUGAUGGAAGCAUAUUCUUUAAUUAAGAAGAUUGAAGUAGAACAAAAUGCCCUAUAUUUGUAUCAGAAAAAUGUGGAAAGUUCAAAAAGAAAGAAAAGCAAGGUCCCUCCUCCACCUAUCCUGCUGUCCCGAACUCAUUGUUCUGUGACAUUGAAACCUGCUCCAUUUAUUUCAGAUGUUAAGGUGUCGUGGUACUGCAUUUUGGGCUGCAAAGCAGAAGGGAGCUAUGGAAAAGUAAGACUAAACAAUAAUCAUCUCCCCAACUCAGGAGAGGCGAUACCAGCUGAUGGUAAAAGCGUUUUCGAAGUGAAAGGGUUAGAAACCAAUGAAAAGUAUGUCUUUGCCGUUGCCGCCUACUCGUCUCAUGGGAAGCUUGUCGGGGAUGCUGUUGGGGAGACGACCAAGCCAGUCCUGGUCUACCCGCCUCUUUCUGCCGUGACGGCUCGCAUGUACCUGACACAGGUUGCCUAUCAGACUGGUAACUAUGAGUUGGCUAAGAAAGUUUUCUCACCAGUCUGGGAUUACUUUGUCACUUCUCCGCCUCACAAUGAACAAUCUGUUAUUUCUUUAAGCAAUAUAAUAACUAUUACACAGAGAAGAUUACAUUCAGAUAUUUUGGCAGAGACUUCUUCAAUCCUCUUAUACCUUUUUCUCAGAAAUAUUUUUGUAACAAGUGACAUUAAAAUUAAAGAAGAAAAUCUUUUCUGUGAUAAUAUCAAAGGCAAUGAGAUUUUUCCUUCUCAACAAAUUGCUAGACUAAUUGAAUGUGAGAGAGUAUUAGUGGCAUUGGAACUUAGCAACUACCUAAACGACUCCAGUUAUGCCCUUCAAGCUGUGACUCAGUGUUAUGGCCUCCUUGCUCCUAUAAUCUACCACAAUAUUGUUUUGGUCCCUGUCGUACAGAUCUUGAUAAAGUGUAUGGUGGUUUUGCAGGGACUGCCAAAUGUCACCCACUCAAAGAAACAUAUGGCGAGUUUUCAAAGUGUGCAGCACAUGAUAGCGUGUUGUAUCUUCUACAUAACAAAGAUUCUGCGUUCAUGGAAGGAAUAUGACCUGGCAGUGAUUAUUAUAAAUUAUGCAAAAAAGAUGUUGGACAUCACACCCGAGUGCAAAUCUCUGUUUGGUACUACUGAGCAAGAAGAAACCCAAGAGCUGGGUUGUCCUAAGAAGUCUUCCAAGACUAAGAGGCCACAGCAGAUAUUAUCACCUGAAAAAAUAAAUGAACAGCUGCUCUUGUUGGAGACGCACCUUCUCAAACUGACAAAGCAAUAUGUUGCAGCUGAACUCUCAGGAACAGAGGACCCUAUAUUCCUUUACCCUAUAGUUUUAAAUUGGUCAGUCAAAGGUGCUGUGAAAGAAGUUAUGAAAUUUAAGCAGAGACCUAGAUUCCUGGAAUUUUUUACGCAAGUUAUGCUAAAAUGUAUGAAUGAUGAAAAGUUUUACCUUGUGGUGGAGAUCACCAAUCCUGUCUAUGACUUCUUGAAAAGGAGAAAUGAUUCCCUACUUGGAAUAAAAAGAAUGAAAUAUAAGGACAAUAUUUUGGGUAAAAAGGGGGCUAAACCUGUGAAAUUCAAAGCUGCAGUACUAGAGAUUGGGAGAAUUACAGAAAUACAAAAAAAAAGAAGUAAAAGACGUGGAACUCUAAGAGAUUUUUUAUCCAAAAAUCCAUUUGUUUCUGAAAUGUCGGAUCAUGAAAGAAAUAAGAGAACUGAUAUUAGAAAAAUAGCACAUCGACUCCUCGUGGACUACUUGAAUCCUGUAAUACUGAAUUAUAUUAAAAAGAAGAGGUUCCAUCAAAUAUGUCUUGAAGAGAUUCCCUGGAGAGCUCAGAUGAACCUGUAUCUGGCAAAUGCACACUUCAACCUGCUUUUAAUAAAGCUAAGGGAACGUAUGAAGAUGAAAUUUGGCACUUCCCAUGCAAUGGUCAGUUUCCGGUCAUGUGAUCCUAGUAUGUUCUCACUGUACAAUUCAGGAACAGUAUUACCAACAGGAAAAUUGACUCUGGAAAACUAUAAAGUGAUGCUUGAUUUCCUUCAUUCAGCUAAGAAAAGAAAGACAAAUUUACCAUCAGAUGCUGAAGAGUUUCCGACAUUUAUUGAUAUCAAAAUGAGUGACGAAAAUGAUUCUAAGACACAAACAGUUUAUGACUCAGACUUUCAAACAGUUUUUAGUAGUAGAGAAAAAGAUCGAGCUCCAAAUUUGGGUCUUUUGGAUCAUUUUAUGAAGAUCUUUUUAUAUUGCAGGAGAGCAAUGGUUCUGGCUCAUCGUGGCGGCUUUUGGACACUGCUUCAGAACUGCUGUCGGACCCUUUGGAACUUUACUCAGGAGCUACAGAUACUUCUUAAACAAGCAGUAGACAUGUAUAAAAUAUUUCCUGUUAGUCAAGACGGUUUCCUUUGUAUCUCUGUUUUACCAUUCUAUUUGGGAGCAGAGCUACUUAUUGACAUGUUAAUAGAACUACAAAAUACCAAUUCUAUUGAGAUUAUUGAAGAAAAAGGAGAGUUCAGUGUUCCAAGUUGCUAUGGAAAUAUUAAAAAUGAUAACGGCGGCUCUAGCCUUACUUUUGAGCAUCCUUUGGAUAAUGUAAACGUGGUUGACUUGAAGUGGAUCCAUGACUUUGUAUUAAAAUCUCUGGAACUUUUGUAUCAGGUAGAAAAAUGGGAAACACUAGUAUCGCUUGCCAUUCAGUUCAAUAUAAUUUCACAUGAGAGAUAUACAGAGCAAGUGACACCACUCCUGGUGUACGCACAGCGCCAGCUGCUUCUGAGAAUAUCCAAGUUUGAGGGCCCAGACAUUACCCAACAACCUUGUGUAAGAUACGAGGCUGAAUAUAAAGAGAAGAUAACCUGCCGAAAUUUUAUUGGGAAGCAACUCAAGAUUAAUCCUCCAAUCACUAAACUGACAGAUACUGGAAACGGCACAGAUUUCCUGAAAAAUCUCAUCCUUUCAGAAUAUAGCCGAGCCAGAGGACUCGUCUGUGUGCCCGUGGACGUGACAGACACUCUGAGAUGUUUUAGAGAGACUUUGGAAAAAUCCCGAUAUCAUAGCAGAUCAAUCCGACACAGCAGAAAGUUGCUUUCAUUGCUUCUUGCACAGACACAAGGAGACAAAGGAGUUAACAAUUCAAAAUUCUCUACUGGGAAGGUGGAGUUCUGCCUGGGGACAGAAGAGAUGCACAUGCCAACGCCCCCCGACCUUUCUCAGGAGCACUUCCGCGUCUUCAGUUCAGUGGAGAAGAGCAAACUCCCCUACUCACAACUCGGCCUCGUAAUUUCUUCAUAUUACAAAACUAUUGAGGUUCUCCAAACCAGCAAUCAGAGAAGUCUUAAUGUCCAGGCAUUGCAUCAGCUUGGAAAUCUUUUCGUCUUCGCAGGAAAGAAAAGGGCUGCUUUUAAAUGUUGGUGUCAAGCUCUUGAUGAGAUAUUCAGGAAGCAAGACGUGCUGCAUACGUGGAAAGAGUUGGGCCCCUCGCUCAGCUGUGCCCCCGAUGGCGGUUCACCUGCGCGUUCCAAAGACUACAGUGAGGAAUUCCUGUCAAGAGUUGGCAUUUGGGGAUGUUCGCAAGGGGCGGUCAUAUCGGCAAAGAUAGCACAAUUUACUAAGGUGUUGGACGUCGAGAAGAGAUCCAGCAGUUGCAUUUUGUCUGCAAUACUCUUCCAGGGUUUGCUGAGAACCACACUCCCACAUCCCAAAGCUGAGCGUUGCUAUGCGCAGUAUGAAAUCACUCAGCUUCUCCCAGGCAUCGAGCUCUUCUCGGAUGUACACCGCGCUGACAUCUGCUCUGUAGUGGCCAGUCUGUAUUAUGUGAUACGCGAACUGCACUUUGCUAAGCAAAAUAUAAUAAUUCUGCCUCUCCUUGCAUUGUACCAAUAUUUUGUCUCUGGAAUUUGCCAAGACUUGGUCAGAAAUCUAGAAGUAAGAAUCCUCAAGAUUGAAGUCCUUAUAGAUUUAAGAUUCUUUUCUGAAGCCUUUCAUGAGAUGUCCCAGAUUUUUUAUGGAAGAAACAUGCCUUCCUUAAUACCUGCCGGUUCUAAAGCUACUGGGAAAGUGAAGACAUUCCAAUCAUUUGACUCAGGAAAACCUCUUACUAGUAAAGAAAAUAUACAGGCACUUGAUGAAUUAAUAAAUAAAGGCAUGCCUCAAAUUCUGCUUACAGUUGGCCAUCAACACCUCUUAUAUAAGUUUUCUUUUGUUAAAGCAUACUUUUUAAUAAGUGUGGCUGCAACAAUAAAUUGUGUUCCAGAAAAUAUGAUAAAAAUAGUCAACCAAGGAUAUGUUUCUGAGAGGAGCAAAACAAACCUCUCCAACUUGAAAGAGCUAUGUGUGAAGGAUGAAGGAAGUACAUUUAUUUAUCCUAGAAAAGAGAAAGAUGAAUUAACCCUUAAUACAGUAAAGUCAGUUUUACUGACAGAAGCUGAAGACAGGCUCAACUCCCUUGUGUCAGAGAUGGAGAGUCCCGGCCGCAAGAGCCUCGCGCAGUGUUCGGCGGGCCAGCUGGAGGUGGUGGUGCAGGCCCGGCUUCAGCUGGCCGCCGUCGCCCUGCAGAGACACCGGGCGGCCUACAGUGCUGCAAUAGUAUUUUCCACACUUAAACUUCUCCAGGAUUCAAAACUUUUUAAAAAGGAGGUAGUAUCAGAUGACAGACAGACUUCCCUCUCUCCAGGAGCUUCCGCCACUGAAAACAAAGAUGAUUAUGAAUUUUUGGACCCUAUUUCCCUAAAUUCUCGAGAAUAUUUCAACAUCCACCUGUGGUUGAGGUGCCGCUUAGCACUGGUGACUGCGUUUGUUGCACAGAUUCAUGGCAUUGGAAUCGUGAAAGAAAAUGAUAUGACAGAUUAUGUGAGCCUCAUCAAUGAAGUGUGUGUGGAGGCAAAAAGUGCAGGCGACAGGGAGCUACAGGCUGAAUUCUUGAUGCAAGCGGUAAUUAUUGGCCUACAAGAAAAGCAGUUCAAGGCAGACAUCAUAACCAACCUUCAGGCCAUAAUACGUUUGCUUGAAGGAAACAAGUUUAUUUCUCCGCGAUCUCAUUUAACCCUGGUGAGGAGCUUGCUUUUGCUGGAUGACUUAACAAAAGCAGAGAAAUUCAAGGAAGCUUCCUCUUCAAAAACAGAAAAAUUAAAUUUGCUGACUCAGUCUCACAACAUUCUUAUUGAACAGAUGCUCAUUUUUGGAGAAACAAUUGAAUAUCACUCAUCAAACACUGACUAUGCAAGUCCCUUACAGCCUUUGAAAAAUGUCUAUCUUCCUCAUGUCAUGUUAUUGGCCAAAACAAAAAUGAGAAUUGGACAUACAGUGGCCAAGCAAGUAUACUACACCAGUAAAAAGAAGGAUUCCUCCAAGUGGUUACCUGCUCUUCAACACCUAGAAGUAGCACUGAAGCUCUGUAGGACCUCAGCAACAACGGAACAUGAGGUGGAAGCUGAAAUCCUUUUUCAGAAAGGCAAAAUAGAAUGUCAAAUGUUGAUGGAAGACAGAUCUCCAGAUUCGCAACUUGAGAGUUUAUAUGACGCUAUACAGCUAAGUUUGGACCACGAUCAAAACUCAGGGUUGAUAAGGGACUCCUACCUAGAGAUUGCCCUAUUAUAUUUACAUCUGAGAAAGGCAAAGAACAAAUUUGGAUCAGCACCAUCAACACCUAAGACUUUUACCAGAAGGCAUAGUUCUAUUAAAGAAACAACAGUAGAUGCAUUUGAAAUCUGCGGUUCACUGGCCUGGAUUGCAAUCAGAGCUGCUGCACAGGUCAGUAGAGCUGUGCUGGCAAUUAACCUGCUUAUCGGAAAGAAGAAUGCUAGAACCGAUCAAGUCAGUCAAGAGGCGUUACCGAACAUCCCAGAAUUUGCCACUGUGGACCUUUUGUCCUCAUACACAGAUUAUUUGCUUGAUAACUACCAAGUUGUCUUCCAGACUAGCUAUACAUUUUAUUACCAAAGUGAUGACCUAUGUGAGAACAUAGACGCUAUAAAAAAGACUCCAACUAAAGUGGAUAUUACGUGGAUUCUUCUACUGCGUUACUACAUCCACCUGCAAAGGAUUAAUAACAUGAGCAAGCUGCUAGCAUCUCCAAAGCCAGGUUCUGGGAUUUCUUUGCCAGAUGAUACACUUCUCACGUCCCUUUUCAACUCUGGGUUGAUUCUGCGCCAAAAAGAAAUGCAUAAUUUCCUUAGAAAGUUUUUGCAUCUGUACUCUUCCUCCUGUAUUGAUGAAUUUCCAAGAGCACUAUUUCAAGGAUUGGACACUCCACCUUAUUCAGAAAAAGUCUUAAAUGACCCAUCAGCCAAGGUAUCUCAUGAUAGUUCCAUACAUUCCAUUUUAUCAUCAAAGCUCGUGGACCUCCAAACUACUGUAGAGUCGAUGUCAUCAGAUAUGGCAACACAAGCUGUAAACAAAGAACUUUGCUUUCAGUGGUACAUCCCUCCCCUGGAAAAACCUCCAAAGGAAACAGAACCUAUGGUCCUGUUGUUGUAUGCAUAUAACAUGAAGCCCCUGAAGGUCUUGGAUGUGAACUGCACCAGUUACAGCAGUGCGUGCACUGGCUCUUUCUGGGUUCCACUGAGCAGAGUUAUUGCGAUUCAUGAGAAGCUCUCUAAUCUUACGCAAAUAGCUGAAAUAUCAUUGCCACCAAUUCCUGACGUUUCGGCAGAUGGAAACGUAUUAGAAAUAAGAGAAAUAGAAGUGAGAUCAAUUGAUAAAGAAAUGGAAAGCAUGAUUAUUAAGUGCUGCUCUGAAAUAAUAAGCCUGUUUGUGACCGAUAAAGAGACGUCACCACUGCGUGAGGUUCCGUUUAAGGUCUCACUGCUGGCCAUACUCAAUCUCGAGAGACUUUUCGAUCUUGCUAACGGCUGCAUCGUCUCGGGAGGAAGCCUUUUCAACUGGAUUGUGUCGAUUAUUCCCUGAACGUUCCUUGCGUGUUACCCUCACGAAGGAUUUCAUUGUUACUGUCUUCCUUGGUUUGAAAUAAGUUUUAGACUGUCUCUUACAACAAACAAAAUAAAAUUGUUUUCUUACCUAA